This is a messenger RNA of Anopheles coustani, 1875 nucleotides long. Its product is annotated as sodium-coupled monocarboxylate transporter 1-like. The coding region runs from base 1 to 1875 and encodes 624 amino acids. Gene Ontology annotation, molecular function: symporter activity. The record is from RefSeq and is a predicted model, not a curated record. The transcript has 6 exons. Gene Ontology annotation, cellular component: membrane. NCBI's taxonomy places the organism in Eukaryota, Metazoa, Arthropoda, Insecta, Diptera, Culicidae. Gene Ontology annotation, biological process: transmembrane transport; sodium ion transport.
AUGGGGAGCACAAGUGAAGACGAGUAUACGAUCGAGCCGAGAGAUCGAGAGAUAAGUGGCAAACAUCCUGGAAAGACGAUCGAGUUGAUCAACCGAUCGUUGCAGCGCUUCGACUGGCCAGACUAUGUAUCGUUUGUGAUGAUGCUGUUUGUCUGCAUUAUUGUAGGGAUCUUCUUUGGCUACAAGGAUCAUCAGAAGAACAAACAUAAGAAACUGCAGCAGAGUGAGAGAGAUUCGCAAGUGCUAGACUAUUUGGUCGGUGGUCGGAAGAUGCAGGUGUUUCCGGUGACUAUGUCUCUAGUUGCGGGUGGUUUCUCCGCAGUCACUCUGCUAGGAACAACUACCGAGAUCUACGUUUACGGUACGCAGUAUUGCUAUAUCGGGAUCGCGAUGAUCAUAAUGGCGUUCGUUAUGCACCAUGUGUUUUUGCCAGUUUUUCACGAGUUGCAGGUCACAUCGGUCUACGAGUAUCUACAACUACGCUUCGAUCGCCGUAUGAGACUCUUUGGGUCUAUUCUUUCUACCUUUGGAGAUAUUCUUUGGAUGCCUAUUUGUAUAUACGCUCCAUCUUUGGCAUUCAAUCAGGUUACUGGAAUAAGCUUAUACAUCAUAAGUCCAAUUGUUAUCAUGAUUUGUGUGUUCUACACCAGUCUGGGUGGUCUUAAGGCGGUCAUUUGGACGGAUGUGAUUCAAACGGGAGUAGCCUUGGCAGCUCUGUUGGCAGUUUUGAUCAAAGGAACGUACGACGUCGGUGGACCGCGAAUAGUGAUCGAGCGGAACAUUGCAGGCGGGCGACUCGAAGCACCAAGCUUCGACCCAGACCCAACACUACGCCACACUAUGUGGACGAUAUUGAUUGGUGCACCGCUGUUCUACCUUAACUUUAUUUCCACUGUUCAAGACAGUAUCCAGCGGUUUCUAUCCCUUCCAACGCUUCGAGAUGCGCGAAAAGCUAUUCAUGGCUAUGUCGCCGGUUGGUUCGUGGUGAACGGGAUGCUGUUCCUUAUCGGGAUGGUUAUCUACGCUACGUACUAUCGGUGCGAUCCACUCACAACACAGUUGGCCAAAUCGAAGGAUCAACUACUGCCUCUGUUUGUGAUGGAAACCUUCGCCGAUCAACCCGGUCUGACGGGAAUUUUCAUAGCAGGAAUCUUCAGUGCAGCCCUCAGCUCACUUUCGUCCGCAUUGAACGCUCUGUCUGCGAUCACCCUUGAGGAUUUCUGCAAGCCGUUCCGCAAGACACCGCUGACGAAAACACAGGUUAACUACAUAAUGCGAGGUGUGGUAUUGGCACAUGGUGUCCUAUCGGUGCUUCUUUCGUUGACGGUGGAACAUAUGGGCACCGUGAUGCAGCUUGCAAUGACUAUGGCCUCCGCUACCGGAGCGCCACUCUUUGGUGUAUUCGUGAUGGGCAUACUUAUGCCGUGGGUUGAUGGAACGGGUGCCCUGUAUGGAGGCAUUAUGGGGAUAGUGGUCAUGUUUUACACAUGCUACAUGGCACAGUAUGGUAUCGCAUCUGGUAGCAUGAAGUUUGAAACCAAACCAACUUCGGUGGACGAUUGCCCAUACGAGUUUGCCUACAACACCACUGCAGGCAACAUGGAAGAAACUUUAGAACAUGUGGGAAAAUCGUUCUACCACAUGUCCUAUUUGUAUUUUACCCUGUUCGGAACUGUUGUUACUUGUGUGGCUGGAACGUUGAUUAGCUAUUUUAACAAAUUGCGCGAGGGACGUGAUCGACAGGAACGAACUAUCGAUCCGAAGCUUUUGGCACCAUGGAUACGAGGUAGGCAGAAAGAAGAAACGGUGGUGGCUUUCCAUUCAGUACCGACAGAUUCAAAACGGGCAGAUAAUAACGAAAAUGACACGCAGUAG